UGCAAGUUUUCGCAGUUGGCCAAAAACGUCCAGUUCCAGCGCUGAGCCAGAAAAUUCCUGCGAAAGGCUGUCGUGGCAAGUGUUACCCGCACACAUACACAUCAUCCAGAUCCAGCCAAUCCCCCCGUGGAGUGGAGUGAAUUUUCAUUGACGACGGGGCGAAAAAGCUCUGGCGGAAGAGCGACAGAGAGAGAGAGAAACAGAGAGAGAGAGAGAGAAGCGGCACUGAGAGCGCAACCCUCUAGAACAAAAACAACGAAACAGAGUUCAGCUGCACCACCACCCACUACCUACACCACCAACGCCACCACCGCCCACUGACCAUCCCACAUCCCGACCUGCGCCAGUGGAAGACAGUGAAAGAGGCCAAGUGCAUCGUGCAUAGAGUACCUUCAUCCUAAUCAUCGACAGCCGAAUUCGCUGAGGCCACCAGAGCACCACCAGCCAAACCACAGAAGCAACCACACAGCCACCAGAGCCAUAGCCCAGAAGCCGAGUUAAAGGUCAAAGUUUUUGGGGGUCUGAGAUGGGAAAGAAAGACAAGAACAAGGAACAGGCGGACGCUGCACCAGCUGGCGAUGCACCACCCAAUGCCGGAGCCCCGGCCGGAGAGGGCGGCGAUGGCGAGAUUGUGGGCGGACCACACAAUCCGCAGCAGAUCGCGGCACAGAAGCGUCUGCAGCAGACGCAGGCGCAGGUCGAUGAGGUCGUGGACAUCAUGCGCACGAACGUGGAGAAGGUGCUGGAGCGCGACAGCAAGCUGUCGGAGCUGGACGACCGUGCCGAUGCCUUGCAGCAGGGUGCCUCGCAGUUUGAGCAGCAGGCGGGCAAGCUCAAGAGGAAAUUCUGGCUUCAGAACUUAAAGAUGAUGAUCAUCAUGGGCGUGAUUGGCCUGGUUGUCGUGGGCAUUAUUGCAAAGAAAGACGAAGAAUAAUCACACAGAAAGCUUCAGCUUUGUACAAUUUUAUUAACCAUAAGCAAAUCAAUUUACCCAAUAUAACACUUUGUGUGUGAGAACCGUACAUGUCGGAUGAUAAUGCUGCUCCGCAGCCUCCUGCCUUGCAGCAGCAGGUGGCUCCGGCAUCGGCAACUGCACCUGAUUCAGCACCACCACCACCACCACAACUACUACAACAACAAGAACAACAACUACAACCACACCACCAUACACAAAAUCUAAAAUCUGAACCACCGACACUCGAGAAACCAUUGGCCGAGAAAUUGACCGACCACCCACAGAGUCCGUCGAAUGAAGUGGCGACUGGACAAUAGAACGCUCACGAUCUCUCUUGAAAACCAACAUUCAACCAACCAACCAACCAACCAACCAACCAAACUAAUCAGCCAUCGAUUAACCACCAAGACGCAUCCGUAGAACCAUAGUCAAAAUUAAUCAAAAUCGAAAAGAAAACAUUUCACACUUUCUUUGUACCAUUGACAAAAUCGAUCUAAUCCGAUACACUAUAAACUUGGACUCAUAGGCGGGGAGCAGCCGCCACAGUACCAGUAUCCCCCACAGUACAUGCAGCCACCGCCGCCGCCACCGCAGCAGCCAGCCGGAGGACAGUCAUCGCUGGUGGAUGCGGCAGGAGCAGGAGACGGAGCAGGAGCAGGAGGAUCGGCAGGAGCUGGCGAUCACGGCGGCGUGUAAGCAAUCCCGCUGCCAGGACGAAAGUUUCUCGAUUAGUGUGCUCCUUCAGCGGGCGAAAACAAAGCAGAGAAGACAAAAGAAAACCAAGAAAGGAAAACUCAGUUAAACUAGAAAAUCUCGAGAAUUGCAAUGAAAACUCAAUAAUAAUUUUCACUUAGACGAUGUGCACGAGUUGGUGUGAGAGGUUUUAAGUAACUUACGUCAUAAUAUUAAUACUAAAUCUAAUGCAGACGCUCCGGACAAUUUGAAGUUGUUGCUAAUUUGUUUAUGGUUACAUUAUUUCAUGCAUAAAACGGUAUAUAUAAUUAUAAAUAUAAAUACAAAUCUAAAUACAAAUACAAAUAUAUGGAACUUGAAUAUUACGAGUGACUCCAACCACUACCCUGUACUACCACCCUAUACGGAACUAGCAUCUCUACGCUGCACUGGCAACAAGGAGCGCCAGUGGAAGCAGGAGGACAGGCGGUCGCUUCCCGAUGUUCGCAGCUCUUUGAACUCAGUUUCCUUAGCAAAUCGACUAGACAAAACUAACAGAAUCAUAACUAUUUCGGAACAGACGCGAAACCAAAGAAAUGAAAUCUAAGCUUUGUUCCUAAGUAAAGUUACGCAAAUAUGAUAUUCGAAAUGUAUAAUCCAAAAAGAUGAAUUUGAAUCGACGGGCCGCCAGAGAAAAGGCAGUUAAAUGUUUUCAAGCAAGUUUACUUAUACAAAAACAGCAAGCGUAGUCGGCUGGAAAAAAAAACAACAAACAAAAAAGAAAUGAAGCCAGCAGCAAAAGCUAAUAAUCCCAAAGUCUAGUGAAAAUAUACAAGCGAUUCAUUUGCUGCGUUUUGUUUACGUGCGCGCUAUCAUUACUGUUGUGUUUGAGAAUAGCUCGAAAGGUUCGAUUGAAAGCGGAAUCCAGACAGUUCAACGAUUAAAUUAAGCGCUAGACACAAAAUACGUUGGUUAUCCACAGGACUUAGUUAGCUCGACGAGGCAUACAUAUAUGUUUGUAUAUUUCAAUGUUACGAGUAAUAGACGAGGCGGUAAUUAGAGCAUAUAUAUGUACGUGUAUGUAACGAUAUGAUAUCUAGAUCUCACACACUCCACCCGAACACAUUGCCCCCAUCACAACCGAUAGCCAAUCAGGAUCAGAAUCAGAAUCUGAUUCAGGAUCAGAUUCAGAUUCAGAUUCAGAUUCAGAGAGCCACAGCUCUCAGCACAUAUUGUACCCAACUUGUUCUGAAGAUACAGCAUACAGUACGUUUAAUGUAUUAACUAAUUGAUUCUACAAGCGCCUGCCCAAAGUGCUUUGCCUACCAACACAUUGGGGCACGAACAAAAUCGAAAUUAAUUAGAGAAAAAACCAAAGAUUAAUGGCGAAAACGAAAUCGAAAUCCAAUUCCAAAUCCGAAUGCAGGUAUUUUUAGCAAUAUUCGUAGCGUGUACAAUAUGUCGCCCUUAAAGCUUAUUAGAAUCAAUCUCGUUCAAUGUCCAUCUCAACUCACCCAGGCACUUCACAUGCAUAUAACCAUUAACAGAUAUAAAUCAAUAUAUGUAUGUAAUAACCAAUGACAAAUGUUUAGAAGAGUUUCGAUUUUUGUUUGGAUUUUAAGCAGACCCGAAAAGAAAACAAUUGUAUACACAGAAACAACACCCAUGAAGCCCCUGAGUACGGAGAGCCCACUGGAGCUCCUGGCAUCGCAUUGCGAUUUCCCGGAGUCCUUUUGGGCGGCGGAGUAAUUCCGAAGUAAUUCCCGUCUACCAAGACGGACACACAAAACAAAGAAAAACUCUAUAAGAAUCCCCGAAAGCAACAGACGGCUAAUGAGAGUAUAUAUAUAUAUGAACCGUAUAUAAACAAUAAUAUUACUAAUUAAUUUAAUGAUUAAUUGCACCCCGAAAAUACAUAAUUAUUUAAAUAAAUAAAUAAAAAC
Drosophila melanogaster (fruit fly) is the source of this 3570-nucleotide messenger RNA. RefSeq names its product neuronal synaptobrevin (gene nSyb). The transcript is spliced from 9 exons. Gene Ontology annotation, biological process: vesicle-mediated transport; synaptic vesicle exocytosis. Bases 527 to 934 code for a protein of 135 amino acids. The record is from RefSeq and is marked reviewed. Lineage: Eukaryota; Metazoa; Arthropoda; Insecta; Diptera; Drosophilidae. Gene Ontology annotation, cellular component: membrane; synaptic vesicle membrane; early endosome membrane.